GCAACACAGUUAGCUGGAAGUAGCUUAACACCUCCACUGUUACUUGUAUUUCUUGCUCCAUUCUUCACUUAUCACCGGCCAGCGUUAUUAUCGCCAAUCUCGAUGAUUCUAUCCUUCUCCACCACCAACAACGCCAUGCAAACCUUGCAAUCCCCAACUCUCCGACCAUCCCCUCUAAACCCCUUCCGCAAGAAUUCUUACAAUGCAGCAAAACCACCGACUAAGAAGCUAUCUUUUAUUGCUGCUUCAUCUACCAAUAACUCUACCGUUUCUGCUCCCAAGCGCGAGAAAGAUCCCAAGAAAAGGGUUGUAAUUACGGGUAUGGGGUCGGUUUCUGUCUUUGGGAAUGAUGUGGAUGUUUACUACGACAAGUUGCUCGCUGGAGAGAGUGGAAUUGGACUCAUUGAUCGGUUCGAUGCCUCCAAAUUUCCGACUAGGUUCGGUGGACAAAUCCGGGGGUUUACUUCAGAAGGUUAUAUUGAUGGGAAGAAUAAUAGGAGGCUUGAUGAUUGUUUCAGGUAUUGCAUUGUCGCUGGCAAGAAAUCGCUGGAACAUGCGGAUCUUGGAGGGGAUAAAAUAUCCAAGAUAGAUAAGGAGCGUGCUGGUGUGCUUGUUGGAACAGGGAUGGGCGGUGUUACAGUUUUUUCAGAUGGUGUUCAGACUCUAAUUGAAAAAGGAUACAGGAAAAUUAGUCCAUUUCUUCUUCCUUACACUAUUACAAACAUGGGCUCUGCCUUACUUGCUAUGGAAAUUGGUUUCAUGGGUCCAAAUUAUUCAAUUUCAACAGCUUGUGCUACCUCCAAUUAUUGUUUCUAUGCUGCUGCCAAUCACAUUCGCCGUGGUGAGGCUGAUUUGAUGAUUGCUGGUGGGUGUGAAGCUCCCGUCAAUCCCGUUGGUUUGGUAUCUUUUAUAGCAUGUAGGGCCUUAUCUCAGAGGAACGAUGAUCCGCAAACUGCUUCAAGGCCAUGGGACAGUGGUCGAGAUGGCUUUGUUAUUGGUGAAGGUGCAGGAGUUUUGGUGAUGGAAAGCUUGGAACAUGCAAUGAAACGGGGUGCACCUAUUAUUGCUGAAUACUUGGGAGGUGCUAUUAACUGUGAUGCUUAUCACAUGACUGAUCCUAGAGCUGAUGGACUUGGGGUGUCUUCAUGCAUCAAGAGAAGUCUUGAAGAUGCCGGCGUGUCGCCUGCGGAGGUUAACUACAUAAAUGCACAUGCAUCUUCCACCAUUACUGGUGACCUUGCUGAAAUAAAUGCUAUUAAAAAAGUAUUCAAGAAUACUUCUGAAAUCAAAAUCAACGCAACCAAGUCUAUGAUAGGGCACAGUCUUGGUGCUGCUGGAGGUUUGGAAGCAAUUGCCUGUGUGAAGGCCAUAACCACAGGAUGGUUGCAUCCUACCAUUAACCAAUUUGAUCCAGAGCCUUCAGUUGAAUUUGACACUGUUGCCAAUACGAAGCUGCAACACGAAGUGAAUGUUGCCAUUUCAAAUUCCUUUGGAUUUGGUGGACACAACUCCGUGGUGGCCUUUUCUGCAUUUAGGCCCUGAACAUGUGCUUGUCUGCAUAUCUUUUUCUACAUUUCAAGCCUGGCUAUUUUCCUUCUCUGCAUUUGUUGCAGGAACUAGUCGUUGCUUACUAGAGAGUUGCUUGUCAACUAGACAUCGAUGUGGUUGCAUCUUUUUACUUGAGCAACGGAUAGUCACUCUUCCAGUCAUUUGUAGUUGUCUUCCAGUCAUUUGUAGUUGUUAUUGUUAUACCCGAUAAUUUGGGCAUGAAUCAUAGAUCAUUUUUCUCCUAAAAAAGUUACAUUUUCUUUCCCCCCCUCCCCUUUACUUGUAACUUUAGCUUCGAUGUGCUGGGGCCUAGGGGUUUGUUCUUGUUCAGGUUUAAUUAAUGUAGUGGAUACAAGAAAUGAUAUAUAGAAGUUUUUCUAAAA
Molecule: messenger RNA, 1931 nt
Organism: Hevea brasiliensis (rubber tree)
Lineage: Eukaryota; Viridiplantae; Streptophyta; Magnoliopsida; Malpighiales; Euphorbiaceae
Product: 3-oxoacyl-[acyl-carrier-protein] synthase I, chloroplastic-like
Exons: 7
Coding region: 103-1542 (479 amino acids)
Biological process (GO): fatty acid biosynthetic process
Molecular function (GO): 3-oxoacyl-[acyl-carrier-protein] synthase activity
Source: RefSeq, a predicted model, not a curated record